AUGACAGUGAUUGCUGAUAGACUCCAUUUCAUGGAAAAUUCGCCUCCUCUUGUUGAUCUCGGAAACUUCAAAUCCCUUGUUGCCGAGAACUUCAUUUUUCGCGCUCAGCUUGUUCAUUUGCAAAAUCGACCGGACAUCGCUGAUCUCCUUUACUCACACGUGCCUCCAACUUACACCAUCAACGACCCUGAGUAUGUUGUCCAGGUUUGUUACAAUAUUGCGUGUGAUGCACUUGAGUCAUCCCAGAUUGAGCUUGCAAUUACUUGGUAUGAAAGAGCUGCAAUUCGCACUGAUGAGUGCAAUAUGCACGGACAGCCCAGAAAACAUGGCUUCGAUAACUUGGAGCUCCUUGUUAGGCAUUCUCUGGUACGCGCCUACUUGUCCGUGGGCACACCCGACGCGAAGCACAGGCUAGCAGUGCAGCUUCAUAUCCUCAAGGAGAAAUUCGGGGCCAAUCCUGCUGUCGUUUUUCUCCAGUUAGAGGUCAUCCGCCCUUCAAACAAUGAAGAGAUCGCUGAAUUCUUCAAAGUACUUGGAUGGGUCUUCACUGGGUUAGAUUACACCGAACAAAGCUUUGAAUUAGGCCUUCACUAUCUCAAGUACGGAGAAAGUAUCAGUGACGAUCAUGCUUUGCAGACGUACCAGCAAUUACUGUUCACAGUGCCACUCGACCGAACAGAUUGGAUCGAGCGAGCCUUUAUCGCACUCACUGACCUGGCACUCGUUAUCUCUCUCUCGGAGGCAACAAAGAUGCAGAUUAUUCUGGACGCGGCGACAAUUUUAAACAAACGGGGCUUUGAGAUGCUUAGCGAAGCAGCUGUUCAUGUCGUGUUUGCGUACAUCUGGAAGCACCUCAGGUCUGGAUUUGAGGACCGUUGUCCUGAGGCGCAGCGAUGGUGCCUUUUCGCUCUCAACACAGAGUUUUUCGCGUCCUGUUCCCUGACAAACCAGAUUCAAGUUACAAAGAAAUUUGUGACAUUUUCCUUGGACUGCAAUGAUCUUAGCGCGGCGGCAGAAGGCUUGAAGCUAAUCCCUCUGCAUAGUAUCAUUGAUACUCAGGGUAAACUCAGGAACGAAUUUCAGAUUUUGUUUUUGCAGUACAGAUUUGCGCUACAGGACUGCAAGAAUGACGAACCAAAUUGUAUCUGCCAUCAGCUCAUUCAAAAAUACCCUCCAGCUGGCCACCCACAAAAGCUGCAGUUCAUUCAAGUCUGCAUUAUGGAAGCACAGCGCCUUGACAAGUCCGCGGAGGUGUUGAAGGGCAUUCAUGAGUUCCUCGAAGAAGCAAAGGGCGUGACUUAUCCUGAAACUUCUGGCGUUGAAAUACUGCCAAGGGAGGAAAUGCUCUUCCUGAUUUACGUCCUGUCAAAUGAAGUGGACAAAGGAAACAUCGGAGUUCGUAUUGUGGAAUUGAUGGCAAGUCACAUUACAUUGGCUGCGUUUGUGAUGCGACACUCAGCUUAUGAGGAUUAUGAAGACAGCGAGCGUAAAUGGAUCCUCGAAAAGUGCUAUGCACUAGUCUGCAUUUUGUUAGAAAAUUCCCGACUUGACAUGACGGAGCCGCUCUUGCAUACUCUGAAAGAACUCAUUCCAUUCUUCCAAGACCGGGAACAAUUAGAAGCGGAAAAGAUGGUACUUGACGUGAUCGCUCCACGCUACCCUCUUCUCGUCUUGAUCAGAGACGUUUGUCGUGCUCGCCACAUGGAGCAUUCCGCAGUGAACAAUUCGCGUCUCUGGGAAAAGGUCAGGAAUGGCCUACUUGAUCUCCGGAACAGUCGUGUCUUCCCCGAGCUGGACAACAAAUUCGAAGGCCUCCUAUGGGGUCUCUGCUUUGAAGCCUGCCUCUGUCAGCAGGAAUGGGACAUGGCUCUGUGGGCUUUCCACAACUCCAAGCAAUGUGAUGACGGGCACUUGAGAAGUCAAUACAUGGAGGCCAUUCUUGCCAAGAAAAUGCCCCCGAAGCACAAGAUCUGGGUUGUUAGGGAAAUUGUCAGCCAGCUCUACAGCGGGAAUGAUUUCGAGUUCUCUGUCCCCUCGCCUGCCCUCACCGACUUCCCGAUUUACCUGCAAAUCCUCUUCCGCCUCUGUAUCACAGCGCAGGAUGACACGGAAACAAUCCCUUGGGAACUGGAGUUCUACGACGAUGACAACCUCGAGAAUAUCUGGGGCAAAGCAGGCUCGCACCAAAUGAGUUAUCUCCAAAUUGCGGAAUCGGUCCUCGACCAGGUUAUUGCUAUUUCCUAUGAUCAGGAAGAGAUGGACAGUCCAGACCACAUGCAGAAGCACCAGCACCUGGAGCUCAAGACCGGAAAAAUUCUCCAUUCAAAGUGUGAGCAUUAUGCAUACCCACCUGAGCAACUUGAAGCGCUUGCUAUGCUUUCGUUCAAUCGGGCCAUGGAUUUCUACGCGGAGGGAAAGGACGAGAUUUCCCAGUCGUGGACCAAAAAGUCGAUUCAACUGGCUCGCUUAAUGGGCAAUGAUGAGGGCAAGCAGCUGGUUGACCUAUUUGAGGAACGGGUACGGGGUCUGUGA
Messenger RNA from Penicillium odoratum, 2532 nucleotides. Its product is annotated as SPO22/ZIP4 family meiosis protein. The record is from RefSeq and is a predicted model, not a curated record. The transcript is spliced from 15 exons. Bases 1 to 2532 code for a protein of 843 amino acids. NCBI's taxonomy places the organism in Eukaryota, Fungi, Ascomycota, Eurotiomycetes, Eurotiales, Aspergillaceae. Gene Ontology annotation, biological process: regulation of synaptonemal complex assembly; meiotic cell cycle.